AAAUAGCAAUAGCAUUUGGAAAACACUUGAGUGAGAUCUUUCUUUUAGGUAUUAGUAAAAUACUCUUUUAGUCCUUAGAGUUAUUUUACUAGUACAUUUUGAGAGUUACAUUAUUCUAGUGUUAUUGGGUUUUGGGUUAGAGUGAUAUUCUCCAUUUGUACUCUUUUUCUCAUAUAGUGGAUUUUACUUCUCUUUCGUCCGUGGAGUAGGCUUACGCCGAACCACGUAAAUCAUUUGUGUCUAUUUUAUUUCUCUAUUUUGUCGUUUAUAUUCCUGAAUAAAUAUUCUUCCGCAUUAAUAAUCCUAACAUCAUUGACAACCAAAGCCACCAAAGCAUUCAUCUUGAUGUAGUUUUGAAACGAUAAUGAGAAAAAUACGAACAAUUAUAUAAGCGAAAACCAUUUCUAUAUUUGCUCAUCUUUCCCGAUUAUUUGUUUCUUCUUCAAUUUCCUCUCAAUCAGGACCAACAAUCAUUCAAUUAAAAAGUAAUAGAUUAGUAAAAAUAAUGGUAUGGGCAAUUAACAAAAAAAACAUCAUGCAUGGUGACAAUUAUCAACAUGCAUCAGCCAUUUGUUCAUCCAGAAACUGACGUUCGCAAGCCAGCAACUUGAAUCAUGCAAAUUAUCCUGUAUGAGUUGGACGGACAAAAUGACACAAACAAACGAAAAAGGAGUAGAUAGAAGCACGAGAGACAAUCAGAUACUUGAGACUACACGAAUAAUCACAUGGACUUGCUUUUAGAUCGAAUAAAAUUGAUCAAUGACCAUGAACACAACAGUUGUCAGCUUGCAACUGGGCAACAAAAAAACUUACGAUAUACCAAGUCGUAGGGAUCACUACCCACCAACGUGCACCUUUCCAAAUAUUUAGGUGGGCCUAGCAUUGGCCUGUCCGAUCUGGCAUACAGCGAAUCAAAAAACCGAAUUUUUGACACCCCUAUAUUAUCGCCGUUGGUAAUAAAAUUUCCAAAAAUCACAUACAUAAUAGUAGCGGAAUCAACAGAGAGAUUCGAUAAAAUAUAUUUUUAGAGUUCUUAUAGGAAUUUCAAUGGCCGGAUCAGAAGGCGGCUCAGAUGAACAUGGGAAAUUACUUCAUAUAUUUGAUAAAGCAAAGGAGCAGAUACAGGAUGUAAUACACAGUGAGAAAUUGAAUUUUCUUCACAAGGAAACUGAUGGCACUAGUAAUGACAUUGAUGAACAUACUCCAUUAGAUAAUGUCAAAGCUCCUAAUGUGUUCGAAAGAGCAAAAGAGGAGGUCGAAGCUUUGAUUCAAACCAUCCAAAUCAAGAAAGAUUCUGAAGAUCAUGAGAAGGGGGAUGAACCUGCGAAAUCCGAGGCAGAGAAUGUCGGUGUUAAGUCUUUGAAUUUGCUUGCAAGUGCUAAGGAAGAGAUUGAAUCAAUUAUUCGUCAUGAUAAGUCAUCACCCCAAGAACAUCAUAACGAAGAAACUCAUGAGAAAAGGGAUGAAUCCACGAAAUCCGAAUUAGAGAAGGUCGGUGUUAAGUCUCUAAAUUUGCUCAAAAGAGCUAAGGAAGAGAUCGAAUCAAUCAUCCAUCCCGAUAAGUCAUCAUCUCAAGAUGUUCGUCACAAAGAAACUCAUGGAAAGAAUGAUAGGAUUAAUGAAAAUACUCCAAUUGAUGAAGUUAAAGGCCCGAGUAUUUUCGAACGAGCUAAAGAAGAGAUCGAAGCCCUCGUAGAGUCCAUUCACACUAAGAAGGAAUCGGCUUCGACUGAGAAGAAAGAAGAAGGUGGCGGAUUCGGAGCGUCAAUUGGAAGAGGGUUGGAGAAAGUAUGUUCUCCUGAUAAAGAUGGAUUUGUAGGUUUCAUUGGAAAGGGACUAGAAAAAGUUUGUGCUCCUCGGGGUAACAGCAAAAAAGAUUAAACUUAAACUUUCUUGUAUAGCAAGGUGUUGUGGUUGAGGAUUGAUUACAUGGGGAUAGUAAGAGAUGUUUGAUUUGUUUUUAUUGCCCAUUUUUUGUUGUUGAAUCCCAAAAUAUAUGGUUUGUGAAACUUGUUUAAGAAUUGAAUCACAGUUUGGCUUGGAAAUGGAUUGAGUUAAGUUUCAUUCUUGCAA
Mercurialis annua (annual mercury) is the source of this 2073-nucleotide messenger RNA. RefSeq lists its product as uncharacterized. The transcript is spliced from 5 exons. The coding region runs from base 1048 to 1881 and encodes 277 amino acids. The record is from RefSeq and is a predicted model, not a curated record. NCBI's taxonomy places the organism in Eukaryota, Viridiplantae, Streptophyta, Magnoliopsida, Malpighiales, Euphorbiaceae.